CCAAAAUGGAGAAGGAUAUAGAAAGUAAGUCUCACGAAUGCGGUAUUUGUGGUAAAAGUUUUCGUUCGAUUAGUAAACUAAGAACCCAUCAAUUGACGCACACCGGGGAACGACCACAUAAGUGCGACACUUGUGGCAAGGGAUUUACUCAAAAUUGUAACUUGAAACGCCACGUGCGAUUGCACUUCCCUGAUAUGCCACUGAAUCAAAAGAAAUUUGUUAAACAGAGAAAGUUGCACGAAUGCGGUAUUUGUGGUAAAAGUUUUCGUUGGGUUGGUAAUUUCCAAAACCACCAAAACAAACAUACUGGGGAACGACCACAUAAAUGUGAAAUUUGUGGCAAGGGAUUUGCUCAAAACGGUCAUUUAAAAAACCAUUCACGAUUGCACUUUCCUGAUAAUCCGCAAAAUCUAGGAAGGAAGAUUAAUCAAAGUAAGUUGCACCAAUGCGGUAUUUGUGAUAAAAGUUUCCGUUUGAUCAGUGGUCUUAGAAGCCACCAAACGACACACACUAGAGAACGACCACACGAGUGUGAAAUUUGUUGCAAAACAUUCACUCAAAAGAGUCGCUUGACAGCCCAUUUACGAUCGCAUUUUUACGAUGAGACACAAAGUCAACAUAAAUGUGAAGUUUGCGAAAAAGUACUAAACGACAUGCGGAGUAAAACUAUUCACAUGAGACAACACACAGGGGAAAGACCAUAUAAAAUGUUGUGUGGAAAGGGCUUUUGUGACAAAAGUAAUUUGAGAAAACAUAUGAAUCGACAUACAAAGAAAUUUGUCUGUGAAUCUGUGAACGGCAAUUUGGCGUGCAAGUCUCAUCUUAAUCAUUCAUAUGCUUACACAUUAGACAAAGGAGAAGAGAUUGGAUGCAUAAUUUGCUGA
Molecule: messenger RNA, 884 nt
Organism: Styela clava
Lineage: Eukaryota; Metazoa; Chordata; Ascidiacea; Stolidobranchia; Styelidae
Source: RefSeq, a predicted model, not a curated record